This is a messenger RNA of Kogia breviceps (pygmy sperm whale), 4309 nucleotides long. Lineage: Eukaryota; Metazoa; Chordata; Mammalia; Artiodactyla; Physeteridae. The record is from RefSeq and is a predicted model, not a curated record.
AAACUUUGAAUAUCUCAUUUCCUACUCUAAUGCAUUAGUAAAUUAGCAAUAGCAUGGCAUUUCCUCAAAGAGCUAAGCCAUCAAGACAUAUCUCCAACAGACUCCUCCAGUCACUCCCUUAAAGUCAGAAGAAGUGUUACAAAAGAUGACCCUCCUUCCUAGAGGUUUCAUUCUGAAAAAGCAGUUUUUUGCAAGCCUAGUUCUGAGUCAUCCUGUGGGACGGAAUGCCUAUGCCAUGUGCUGGAACAAAGAUAAUGCUGCAAGGACUGGCUACUUUCUCUACUCUCAAGGCUGCUAAAAGUCCUUACUUAGGCCUUUGAUCUCUCCUGGGAGUCUUCGAAUUCAAGCAGAGGCCAAUGUCUUCCUCAGCUGUCUUCUCCACAAAUUCUUCCAGCAGCUUUGGCAGUUCCACUCACCCGCGGCACUCUGGUAAAUUUGUUUGAGAUCACCUUACCAAAGACAGCCCUAACCUCUGAGAACCACCGUUCCUGACAGAGCCUCCUGAGUGACAGCGUCUUUCCCAGCCCCGGAGCCGAGGGAAAGCUGUCGGGGACCGGCGUUUGCGGGUUUCUGCUCCGGAGCUAAGGACGCGCAGUGAGAACGAAUUGAUUCAAGGAAAAAAACAAACGAAAUUCACCUCUAGGAGCGCAAGCUCUCCAAGGGGAUGCCUAGUUUCCAAUUCUGUGUGACCGGGGGGCAAAUGGCUUACUCCUUGUGCUUGGUUACCUUCUUUUAAUAAUGGGUCCAGUUACAGUCGCCACAAAAUUGUUGUAAGUCAUAGACGAGUGAAUCCAUGGAAAGGGUUGGGAACAGUGCUUGGCAAAUAGAAAAUUCUUAAUGAUUGUUUGCUCCACACAUCCCACGCUGAGCAGUUUGGGUGCAAAGCACAUUAGGUGCCUGGUGGAAAAAAAUCAGCUGAAAGGCAAGAUAACUUCUAUCUUCCACUUAAAGUUUAUUUGUGCCCAGAUCUUAAAUCGGCACACAACUCAGUUUUAGCUUCGGCCAGUGUGUGAACUUCUGGACUCUCUAGGCAAAGAAAGUGGUACUAUUGCUGCUGACCAGAACCUGUGGGACUUGGCUGAGAAUUCCCAGAUGAGAAUAUCUACCCGUGACUGUGUCUGAGAGGUAGCAAUGUGCAUGGUUUGGAAUGUUUCCACCCGCUUGGAUGAGUCCUUUAGGAACUUAAUUCUUUUAUCUGGUGUAGCCCCGGGUACCUAUUCAUUUCAAAGGCAUCCACUUGUUAAUAGUCCUAAAUACGGUACAGAUGAAUUUCCCACAGGCCUACUAAGCAGCCCGUUGGUAUGAAAGGGCCUGAUUUUUGAGUGUGGAUGGUGAUGGUGGUGGUGUCUUUGUCUUAGAGAUGACAGAACUUGGAAGAGAGGGCUGAGGCGGGGGCAUCUGUAGCAAACCUUGGUGACUGACACUCUCCCACCUCUGGCUUCUGGGACCUUCACUUUGGAGUACAGAUUUCACCUGAAAAAAGUUAAUACUGCUCUGGCUCCUGCAGACAGGGAUCUGCCUGCCAGGGAUGCUUUCGGAAAAUAAUUUUAGGAAAAAGUAAUAGAAAAGAAAGCUCCCCCAGCCCCCAGUACGUUCGGAGUCACAACAGUCACUGGACUGUAUGACCCAAGAUCAAGCCACCAAAGUUUCAAAGACCCUGCUGUGAUUGCUUUUCUGGAAGGCUUUUGUCGCCAAAGUGUGUGAAGUUUCUCGGAUUGGAGGAGUUGGAAAUUUUACACGAGCCAAGAAGGAUUGCUGUGCCGGCAGCUGGGACGCAUCUGUAACGGUGUUAGUUUGCCUGAAAGCAGAAAAUUAGCGACCCCAAAGCCCUGCUUGGCUGUUUAGUCUGUAGAAACGACAGGGCGGAGCAGAAAGAGAGGGAGAAGGGAGACGCGCCCCUGGAGAGAAGUUCGCCGUCUAAAACUGGGUUUCUUAGAAUACAGAUCUUAAGAGGCGCAGUCAGUGUGUAUCUUCCGCCGGCUCAGGGCCCAUCAAAGGUCUGGCGCAAAAGAGGAGGCGCUCAGCAAACAUGCGCAUAAGCGGGAAAGAGAGGAAGGGAGGUGUGUUCCUGGCCACCUGGCCCUCCUGUGCCCAUGCCUUUUGGAUGAGCAUAGAGAGAGAACUCAGAGCGGGCUCUGUCUUGGGGAAAAGGAACCUCCCCCUCCCCGCUUACCCCCAAUAACACAGAGCCUACAAAAUGGCAAUAUGAUGAGAAACAAAACAGAUUUUUAAAAAAAUCUAGAUCCACUCCAUUAUUGAAAGUGCCACUUCAAGUUUUAGCGACCGUUAUUUGGCCUACGGGCUGAAAAAAUGCCUGACACAACUAAAGUUCAUGAAGAAGAGAAACACCUGAAAAUAAAGUGAUUCCCUCAUGUCCCGGACUGGGAAGGCAGGUCCGCUUUUGGUGUCAGCUGAAGUAGGGAGUUCUAUUUACUAAUUAUCUUUUUUUUUAAUGUGAGAGCAAUCGUACAAAGUUGAUUUCCUUCGUUCCUUUUGUCUGUGACACCCUUUAAGUGUCCCUUGGUUUAGGUAAUCUAGAGUGUGCAUGCAAGUAAGCGGGUUGGGGAGCCAUCCAUCACCCCCGCCCCAGCAGAAAUGCAGUAAAACCAUUAGCGUCAAAAGGGGCAGUAAACAGCAAGUUGUCUCUAGAGGAAAGGCGGAGGUUUGCCCAGACAGCCCCGGCGGGGGUUGCGGUGGGAUAUGCUAAUAGUACGGGGCCACUGGGGCCGGCCUCCCUUCCCCAAGAAUAUAUAAAGAGCCUCAACCCCAGCGCGGCCGACCCAGGCCGCCAGGCUUCUGCCCUUGUUAAUUACCGGAGAAACCAACCAGGGAGCUCCGCCCGGGACUCGCCUGCCCGCAGCGGCGCCGGGCUCCGGUUUCUCCGCUAUCUCGCUGCCGCCCAGGUGCACCUCGUGCCUCUCCGCAGAAGAUGGACAUGAUGGAUGGCUGCCAGUUCUCGCCUUCUGAGUACUUCUACGAUGGCUCCUGCAUCCCGUCCCCCGAGGGCGAGUUCGGGGACGAAUUUGAGCCGCGAGUGGCUGCCUUCGGGGGGCACAAAGCAGACCUGCAGGGCUCAGACGAGGACGAGCACGUGCGAGCACCUACGGGCCACCACCAGGCCGGCCACUGCCUCAUGUGGGCCUGCAAAGCAUGCAAGAGGAAGUCCACCACCAUGGAUCGGAGGAAGGCGGCCACCAUGCGUGAGCGGAGACGCCUGAAGAAGGUCAACCAGGCUUUCGAGACGCUCAAGCGCUGCACCACAACCAACCCCAACCAGAGGCUGCCCAAGGUGGAGAUCCUCAGGAAUGCCAUCCGCUACAUUGAGAGCCUGCAGGAGCUGCUGAGGGAACAGGUGGAAAACUACUACAGCCUGCCGGGGCAGAGCUGCUCUGAGCCCACCAGCCCCACCUCCAGCUGCUCUGACGGCACGCCCGAAUGUAACAGCCCUGUCUGGUCCAGAAAAAGCAGCAGUUUUGACAGCGUCUACUGUCCUGAUGUACCAAAUGUAUAUACCACGGAUAAAAGCUCCUUAUCCAGCUUGGACUGCUUAUCCAGCAUAGUGGAUCGGAUCACCAACUCAGAGCAACCUGGACUGCCUCUCCAGGACCCAGCCUCUCUCUCCCCAGUUGCCAGCACCGAUUCUCAGCCUGCAACUCAAGGGGCCUCUAAUUCCAGGCUCAUCUAUCAUGUGCUAUGAACUAAAAAUCUAGUCUAGAUCAUUUCUGCCAGGAGGGCCUAUUACACAGGAGGAAAGAGGCCCCAAAAGUCCAAAAGCAAGACAACCUGUAAAUAAACAUUUCCUUUCAGUUGUAAAUUUGUAAAUAUUAUCUUGCCACUUUAUAAGAGAGUGUAUUUAACUAAAAAGUCACUGUUGCAAUUAAUAAUUUCUUUUCUUCUUUUCCUUUGUCUUGCUUUAGAUAUAUAGUUCCAGAGAUACUAUUUCUUAUAGGGGGCAGCUCAUCAAAGGUAGCUUGUUGCAAUGCUUAACUUAUAUUUUUUUACAAAUAUUGCUUAUCAAAAUAUUACAUCUGAUGUUUAGAGCUUUAUUUUUCUCUUUAAAAAACUUUAGAAUAGCUGUAAAUCAGUUAUAGGGAGUUUUAUAUAUAUUUAACUUUUUUGCUUGUCUCUUUAAUCCUUUGAUUAUAUUGUGUUAAAUAAAAAUAUAACAAUACUGCCUAAUGGUAUAUAUUUUGAUCUUUUCUUAUAAGAAAUGCAUCUUUUUAAUGUAAGCACAAAAUAGUAUUUUGUGGAUGAUUUCAAGAUAUACGAGAUUUUGGAAAUUCCACCACAAAUAAAAUUGUUUAAAUGA